AUUGCUCGGCACACAGUCAAGAUGCAGAGCUUUCUUGGAGUAGCACUCGUUCUGGCUCUUCUGAGCUUGGUGGCCAGUCAGGCGACGAACAGCUCCCAGUCCAUGGACCUCUACAUACUCCAGAAUCAACGGCAGUACGACGCGAAGAUCAAACAGCUGGCCGAUGAAUUAGCCAACUUCAAGCAGCUGUUCCAGAAGCAACUUACUGCCGUAGACGUGCAAGCGGAUUCGAUGCAGCUUAAACUGGAACAAGCCUCCGCCCACCUGGAUCCCAUUAUCCUGAUCGAUUCCUGGAGCAAGCAGUGCGUUCAGAACUACAGCGCUACUAUACCCACGAUCACCGUGGCCCGGGACUCCAUUAUAAAGUGCAAGGAGAGUAUAAGUAGCCUUUUGAACGCUCCUGAGAGCACCUACAACACCCUGAACAACUACUAUAAGAACAACGUGAAGAACGGUUUGGCGCAAUGCCUAAAACUGCAUCCUACUGCUCAGUUAAAUUACACGCUCUGCGUAACCAAGGUGAUUGGUGAUGCCAAUAAGUACACUAUUACCACACAGAAUACCUUCUAUACCAACCUGAAAAGUUCCGAGUGUACGGCUGAUAAUCGCAUAAGAAGCUCCUGGCAGUGCUCCUUCGGACAGGUGUACUCCAUUACCACCAAAGUGGAACAGACCCAGCAACUCAUCGACUCCUGCAUUUCCAACAAGCUAAUCUGUGGCGGAUUUGAGAGGCAAGAGUGUCCGAAUAAGUCAUCCGUAACUCUGGCGCAGAUCGAUCCUCGCAACGAUACCAUCCUGAACCCCUUCAAGUCUGUGACCAAUGAUAUGAACUGUCUGGAGUUCCAGAUCAGGAGAUAAUAAUAUAAUUAUUCAUUUUGCAUAAAGCUAAGCUAAAGCGUGUAAUUAUAUAGAUCAUUUAUUAACUUAUAUGGCUUUCGAUGUUUAAAUAAAUAUAAAUAUUUUUAAAAGCA
Drosophila santomea is the source of this 971-nucleotide messenger RNA. RefSeq lists its product as uncharacterized. The transcript is spliced from 2 exons. Lineage: Eukaryota; Metazoa; Arthropoda; Insecta; Diptera; Drosophilidae. Bases 22 to 858 code for a protein of 278 amino acids. The record is from RefSeq and is a predicted model, not a curated record.